Harpegnathos saltator (Jerdon's jumping ant) is the source of this 4193-nucleotide messenger RNA. RefSeq names its product TNF receptor-associated factor family protein DDB_G0272098. Gene Ontology annotation, biological process: regulation of transcription by RNA polymerase II; cell differentiation. The transcript has 2 exons. NCBI's taxonomy places the organism in Eukaryota, Metazoa, Arthropoda, Insecta, Hymenoptera, Formicidae. Gene Ontology annotation, cellular component: nucleus. Gene Ontology annotation, molecular function: DNA-binding transcription factor activity, RNA polymerase II-specific; RNA polymerase II cis-regulatory region sequence-specific DNA binding. The record is from RefSeq and is a predicted model, not a curated record. The coding region runs from base 694 to 2646 and encodes 650 amino acids.
CGGCGUUCCACUCGGACCCACGGUGCCUCCGCGCGCGACGGCUCCUCUCCGCGCCGCUAAUAAUACGCCGAUAUACCACCGAUUCUCCGCCACCAUGGCUCUACGUGGGAGUCCCGAGUGUAGCCGCCACGGUCCGCGCGCCGCGUCGACCUAGCCAAGACACUGCUAAUCGCGCGCCCAUGCCGCGAGGGAUAUCCUAAAUCCACGAUUCGCCCGCCGUCGUCGUCGUCGUCGUUGUCGUCGUCGUCGCCGUCGCCGUCGCCGUUGCCGUCGCCGUCGCCGUCCACGUUGUCGUCUUCGCCGCGAGUACGUCGCGAGUAACCGGUCCGAUUUGGGAGCUGCGGCCGAGUCACACGAGUGUACGUGCGUAAGUUAGGGUUACGUUGUACGGUUCACGCGUCGGACUUACCCCGUCGCCCUGAGGCCCGUGUCGAACCAGUGUCCUGGAGCGUGCUAGGGGAUCAGUGACGUCCGAGGGGGACGAGUGCGACGGGUACGAUGAGUUGGCGUUGACGUGGCCGAGCGGAUCGGCUUCGUUUGAGAGAGAAAGAGACAGAGAGAGUGAACCUGCCCGACCCAAGGAAUACAAGGACGAUCGCGGAGAAGGGAACGUCGUGGACUCCCUUCACCGGCGGUGAAGAUGAAGAGACGAGAGUCCAGGUAAAGCAAGAUCGCCUCCUUACUGAGCGGGUAAUGUGGAGGAUGCAGGAAGGCAAGACCGUGUCGUCGUUGGGACCGGUCGUCUUGCCGCGGGAAGACGCCGACAUGCGUGCCGGCCUGUCGUUACCGCCGCAGGAGAGGAGGCACGUGUUGUUGCAUGUGCGGACCGGCGAGUCUUUCCCGAGGUACGACGGUGUGCGACAACCGCAGCAGCCGCAGCAGCAGCAGCAGCAGCAGCAGCAGCAAUCGCCGUCGAGCUCGCCGACGAUCCUGCGGAGCGUCGUCGCGACCAUCGACAAGGACCAAUACCACGAGAUAGACUCGCAGGUCGGUCGCGAGAAGAGGUCGUCCAACGACGACGAGGAGGAAGAGCAAGACGAAGAGGAGGAGGACGAGGUGGAAGACGAGCGGAAUGCCUCGUCCACCAAGAGAAACAUCGUCGAGGAUGAAGAGGAUGAUGAGGAGCAAGAGGAGGAGGAGGAGGACGACGACGAGGGUCAACAACCCUCCGAGAGACAUCGCAACGGUGGCUACCACGACGACGAGGACGUCGAGGUCGACGUGUGUCGCGAGGAAGCCGACGAGAGCAACCCGAGCAGCCCGGUGGACCUGACGGCACCGUCGUCGCGGGGAGCCACCGCCGCCGAGCAGUUCGUCCAUCCGUUCACCAACCGCGGGGUGCAUUCGUUCAGCUGUGUGCAAAGUGCUGGCGGCCAUCCGGCGGCCGGUCACGGGACACCAGUGUAUAUAUCCGGGCACGGCGCUACCGGCUCGACCGUCAUGACGGUGUGCACUUCCGGUAGCACGGCGCGCACCACCGGCACGUCCACCGGUGGUGGCAUCACCACCACCGCCAGCACGGUCCAGCAAACCAAUAACAAGCGGUGCCUGGCGUUCUCCGUCGAGAACAUCCUCGAUCCGAACAAGUUCACCGGCGGCCGCGUCAUCCACAAUCGCGUGCAACACCGUCGACACCGACGCGCCGGCAGCGUCCAGGAAGACGGUGACUCGCGGGGUGAGUUUGCCUGCAGCAGUGGCCAAGAGGAUGAGGAAGGUACACCGGACACCGUCAUGGAGGAGAUGGAGGAAGACCCCGAGGAGGAGGACGAGGACGAAGAAAUCGAGAUGCGAGUGGUGGAUCAGGACUCGGGCGGUAUCGGCCGGGAGAACGCGAACGGCAACAGCGGCGGUGGAGGCGGCGGCGACGGCGGUGGCGGUAACGGCACCACGAGCAACUGCAAGAAACGGCAGUCCUCGUCGUCCUCCACGUCGUCGAGCGGCGUUCAAGUCCCCAACUGCCAAGGUCAAAGUCAAAACGGGCAAAACGGCACGAGCGGCGGCAGCGGGGGUGGCGGUGGUGGCGGCGGCGGCAGCGGCGGCGGUGGCGGCGGCGGCGGCGGCGGCGGCGGCGGCGGCAGCGGCGGCGGUGGCGGCAGUAACGGCGGCGGCAAGCCCAGAAGAGCGCGCACGGCGUUCACGUACGAGCAGCUGGUCAGCCUGGAGAACAAGUUCAAGACCACGAGAUACCUGUCGGUGUGCGAGCGGCUGAACCUGGCGAUCGAGCUGCGGCUCACCGAGACGCAGGUGAAGAUCUGGUUCCAGAACCGGCGCACCAAGUGGAAAAAGCAGAACCCGGGGCUUGACGUGAACAGCCCGACGGUGCCGACCACGCCGCCGCAUCCGUCGCCGUACGCACCCGCCUUCCUCUUCGCCGCGCACCCUCACCAGCACGCGCUGCCACACUCGCACACGCACCCGCACCCUCACGCCCACGUGCACCACCCGCCGCCGGUACCGCCGCCGCCGCCGCCCGGGUACUACCAUCCGGCGGCGCCUUACCCGCCGACCGGCCCGACCUUCUUCGGCCAUCAUCUGUCAGCGAGCCCGGCGACCGCGUCGGCGGGACCGCCGACCUCGACGCCUUCUUCCACCGGCCUGGCCGGUCUCUCGUCGCACCUACACCCACACACGCACCCGCACGCGUAGCGAACUUGGCGAUGAUGCCCCCGCGCCGCCGUCUGCAGCGUCGUCAGCGUCUUCGCCUUCGUAGUCUUCGGCAAGGAAACGGUGAGAGCUCGUGCGAGCACUUUCGGCUCUCGAGAGAAAAGUAUCGAGGGGUUAGGAGGUGGUGCGAGGAAGGACGGAUGGGACAAGGGAUGCGCGCGUUCGUCGCUCACCGAGUUUCCGAGGUUUCACACCCUUUGGUUUCUCGAUGAGCGUCUUUUUAUUUCGUUAUUAUUUUUCUUUCUCUUCCGACGAGAAUCCGUGGAAGGAGGCGUUUGCACGAUAAAUCGGCCUUUUUGAAAGCAACAUAUAUUCCUUCGAAAACGAGAAGAAUCUGAUCGUCUGAAUUUUCUUCCGCUGCUUUAUAAUUAGCAGCACUCGUCGUAGUACCGAAUCAAUUUAAAUUCUUGGGUUUAUGUCGUCUUCGAAAGGCGGUUUAUGCGAUAAUCUGUUGUCGUUAUAGCGAUUUGUGUUCGGAAUUUAGAGAUAGCGGGAGAGAGCGAGAACGACGAAGCGAGAAAAAGACGCUUAAAGCUUAAUUAAGUAUCUCGGAUCAAAUCGACGAGUAAUGUUUUCGUUCGUUGGGUCAUGAGCGCGUAGGCGGCCGCGAUGUUAUAUUUUGCCUUCCCGUUGAGCACAUGGGGCGACUCGAUAGCAUAAUCGGUUUACGUAGGGUGACGUAGAAAAAGCGAGCGUAUCAUUUCGGCGCGACACCGCGCCAAACAUUUAAAUUCCGUACACCGACGUGGGAUUCCGGGCAACGGUGGAAGGAACGACGCAUCUCCCUAAAACAAACGCACUGGUCUCUCGAUAGGAAGCAAAAGGGAAAAAUCACGGAAUUUGAUCGAAGAAGUUUCGAUCAGUUCGAUCGGGCCGAUUUGCAGUCUCCGCUGCUCGUUUCGCGGGCCAUGCAAACAUAAAGAUCGAGCGAGUCAAAUAGAAUUCCGCAAACCAUAAAUUAUGUCUCGCGCAGAAUUGGCGAGAGCCAACUAAAUGUCUUUUGUCUGAUCUCAGGAGAGAUGCCUCUCGAUACUUCUCUCCGAGUAAAGCAAAGUCACGAAGUCACCCGAGUCCUUGUCGUUUUCUCAUCUUUGUAACAUAUUCCGUUCGUCGCCGCGGUUAAAGCGACGAGGCAGAAACUCGUCUCUAAAGGGAAGUAGACUUUAUCGAAAACGAUCUUAUAGCGAUACAAGGUGCGUGCGUGCGUGCGUGUGUGCGUGCUAUGUAUGUAUGUAUGCUGAAGCGGGUGUAUGUGUGUGUGUAUGUGCGUGCGUGUGUGUUCGCGAGAAUGCGUGCGAGAGGGUGAGGCGCGAUUGCGAGUUGGACAAAAUUAGCGAGCAAUGUUUCGUGCUGAUCGUGCGAAGGAAAGAAAAAAGAAAAGAAAAAAGAGAGAAAGGAACGAGGCACGUCGGAGCGCAACGAUCGCGUUCCUGUGUAAAAUAAAAGUCAUACGUUACGCUCGUAAAAAAAGAACCUUCAUCCACUGUGUACAGAUCUACAAACGAUCCCUCUGCGUGCACAUGCAAUCA